AUGGGCUUGGGGCAAGGAGACCUGGUGUUGCGAGACCAGUUCAUCCUGGGCCUUAAAGAAGGACCAGUACGGCAAGAGUUUCGUCGGCAGGUACAAAAAGCCCCCCAGCUCACCUUCGAUGAGGUAAAGAUGGAAGCUUUAGCAUUGGAGGAUGAACAAGGACAGCAAUGGCCUGCUUUCGAGUGUACAGCGGUGAGUAAAACCACACCCGUGAGCUCACACGGGUCUCAAGUAACAUUGUUCAGUGAGAGUGUAUGCAACGAGCUCUUUAGGAGCAAACAAGUUCGUAACAGUGAUGAAAUUCCCUGGCUCACUCUGAGGGCAGCGAACGGACUUAACCUCCCGUGGGUAGGGUACAUGGUGGCCGACUUUGAAAUCCAUGGGGUUUCUGCACGUGGCAUUGUAGUGGCUAAGGACGAGUGUAUUGGAGCAGACAAAGCCAUCCUAGGGAUGAACGUGAUUACUGACUGUUGGGAAGAACUUUUCACGCAGUACAAGGCCUCCCCCAAACACUCGACGCCACCACUGAGCAGGGAAUGGAACACUGUUUUUAUCGACUGUCAACGCAUCCGUGCUGCCUCUAAUGCAGAGCCAUGGCAAGCGAGAUUAGCCAGUCGUACUCCUGUAACCAUCCCCGCACAAAGUGAAAUGACUGUUUGGGCCAAAAUCCCACGGCCCUCUUCAAACCAGCCAGGCUGUGCGCUGGUAGAACCCCUUGGGGAAGAUGGAGGAGUUGGGGUGGCCAGAGCAUUAGUGACUGUGAGAAAGGCGCGCAUUCCAGUGAGGGUUAGGAAUGUCCAUCCGUACGCUCUAACGCUCAGCAGGUUCCAGAGGCUGGCGACUGUCUCGGGCCGUCGACCCUGA
Molecule: messenger RNA, 864 nt
Organism: Knipowitschia caucasica
Lineage: Eukaryota; Metazoa; Chordata; Actinopteri; Gobiiformes; Gobiidae
Source: the annotation of a GenBank genome assembly